Trichomycterus rosablanca is the source of this 3158-nucleotide messenger RNA. RefSeq lists its product as uncharacterized. NCBI's taxonomy places the organism in Eukaryota, Metazoa, Chordata, Actinopteri, Siluriformes, Trichomycteridae. The transcript has a single exon. The coding region runs from base 150 to 3149 and encodes 999 amino acids. The record is from RefSeq and is a predicted model, not a curated record.
CUGGUCAGACGGAGGAGGAGCCGGGCCCGGAACUACCCCACAGUGUCCGGAACCUCCAAGCUGCAUCAGUCCCCCCGCAGGGUGGAAAACCAGAACAUCACCGGGUUAAGUGGCCUGCCGCAAACAACAAGGAGUGGCUUCACCUGGAUAUGGACUUAGACAAGAUCCUGGAGACUGUGAAGGGCGAUGUGGACCAUAAACUCCAGGCUAUGUGCACCUUGAUAACAUCAAUCGGUGCAGAGCGGUUUGGGGUGACAGAAAGGCCCGCGAGCAGGCAAACAUCGAGACCCAACCGACGUGAGCUUAAGAUCAGCCAUCUGAGACAAGAACUGAAGAUUUUGAAACGUCAGUUCAGGGCAGCAAACGAGGAGGAGAGAGGUGCCUUGUCCGAACUCAGGCAGAUCUUGAGGAGCAAGCUAAUCACACUUGGGCGAGCUGAAUGGCACAGGAGGAAGGGGAAGGAGAGGGCUAAGAAGCGCAAGGCAUUCAUCACCAACCCAUUCAGCUUCACUAAGCGUCUACUGGGGCAGAAGAACAGUGGCACCCUGAAGUGUUCGGUAGAGGAUAUUAACCACCACCUUAAAACCACCUUCAGCGAUCCUUUAAGGGAGCAAGAUCUAGGCCCAUGUGAGGCCCUGGUAAAGCCACCAGUGCCCGUGGUGCAGUUUAAUACCGCAGAGCCUACCCUGAAAGAGGUCAAAGACGCAGUGAUGGCUGCAAGAUCAAGCUCCUCUCCAGGCCCUAGUGGGGUCCCAUACAGAGUCUACAAGCAGUGUCCCAAGCUGCUUGUGCGACUCUGGAAGAUCUUAAAGGUGAUCUGGCGUAGGAAGAAGGUCGCCGCCCAGUGGCGGGCUGCAGAGGGAGUCUGGAUCCCAAAGGAAGAGGACGCGAGUAAAAUCGACCAAUUCCGCAUCAUCUCGCUGCUCUGCGUCGAAGGGAAGAUCUUCUUUAAGAUAGUGUCCCAACGGCUGACUGACUUCCUCUUGAAGAACGGUUAUAUUGACACCUCAGUGCAGAAGGGUGGAGUCCCUGGUGUUCCAGGAUGCCUAGAGCACACGGGUGUGGUCUCGCAGCUCAUCCGGGAGGCAAAGGCAAGCAGAGGGGAUUUGGCAACACUCUGGCUGGACCUAACGAACGCCUAUGGAUCCAUCCCCCACAAACUCGUGGAAACAGCGUUGACAAGACAUCAUGUGCCAGUAGCUAUCACUAACCUCAUCCUGGACUAUUAUAACAACUUCCAGUUGAGGGUAACAUCAGGAUCAUCAACAUCUGCCUGGCAACGCCUGGAGAAGGGUAUUAUUACAGGCUGCACCAUUUCAGUGCCACUCUUCUCCUUGGCUAUGAACAUGAUUGUGAAAUCUGCUGAGGUGGAGUGCAGAGGCCCUCUGUCAAAAUCUGGAACGCGGCAGCCCCCAAUAAGAGCAUUUAUGGACGAUCUCACAGUCACCACAACCUCUGUGCCCGGUUGUAGAUGGCUACUCCAGGGGCUUGAGCAGCUCAUCUCGUGGGCAAGGAUGAGCUUCAAGCCCGCCAAGUCCAGGUUUUUGGUCUUGAAGAAAGGCAAGGUGGUCGAUCGGUUUCGCUUUGCCAUAGGAGAGACAGCAAUUCCAUCAGUGACUGACAAACCUGUGAAGAGCCUGGGCAAGGUCGUUAACAGCUCCUUGAGGGACUCCGGUGCACUCCAGCAAACUAAGGCUGACCUGACUGCAUGGCUUGCAGCUAUAGACAAGUCGGGGCUGCCAGGGAAAUUCAAAACCUGGAUUUACCAACAUGGAGUCCUGCCAAGACUCCUUUGGCCGUUGCUUGUCUAUGAGGUGCCCAUAACAAUGGUGGAGACGUUGGAAAGAACCAUCAGCCAGUUUCUUCGCAGGUGGAUGGGGCUUCCCCGAUCCCUUAGCAGCAUCGCGUUGUAUGGCCAUUCCACAAUGCUGCAGCUUCCAAUCAGCGGCUUGUCAGAGGAGUUUAUGGUCACACGUUCCAGGGAGCUGAUGAUGUACAGGGACUCCGCUGACAAAAAAGUCGCCACCGCAGGAAUCCAAGUGAAAACGGGGAGGAAGUGGAAGGCCCACGAAGCCAUUGACAGAGCUGAGGCACGGCUGCAGCACAACAUCUUGGUGGGUAACACAGCAGUGGGUCGGGCUGGGCUUGGUAGCUUCUCUAAACCUCGCUACGAUAAAGCUGGAAGAAUGGAGAGACGUCAAAUGGUACAGGAUGAGAUCCGAGUAGAAGUGGAGGAAAAUCGGCGGAUCAAGAUGGUGGCUAUGUACCAACAAGGCGCCUGGACAAGGUGGGAACACGCCGAAAAGCGGAAAAUUACCUGGCCAGAGCUCUGGAGACUGGAGCCCCAGCACCUCAAGUUUCUCAUCCUAUCCGUGUAUGACGUUCUUCCAAGCCCAACCAAUUUGCAGCGCUGGGGUAUGGCAGACACCGCGGCAUGCCAGUUAUGUGAGAGGAGAGCCACGCUAGAGCAUAUCCUCAGUUGCUGCCCGAAGGCCUUGGGGGAAGGGCGUUAUCGCUGGCGACAUGACCAGGUCCUUAGGGCUCUGGCAGAUACGCUCAGCAUAGCAAUCUCCAACUGCAGAUACCAGCCCCCCCGAAAGAAGCUCAUUACCUUCGUCAGAGCUGGAGAGCAGGCACAACAUCAGCCAGGUUCCUUUGGAGGGCUUCUCACCACAGCACGAGACUGGGAACUCCAAGUCGACCUGGGGAAACAGCUUAAGUUCCCAGAGCACAUCUUGGCCACUGCACUCCGCCCAGACGUGGUGUUGACAUCGGAGUCAACAAAGCAAGUGGUCCUGGUGGAGCUGACUGUUCCCUGGGAAGACAGAGUUGAGGAGGCCAAUGAACGUAAGAGGGCCAAAUACUCUGAGUUAGUGGCUGAGUGUCGGAGCAAAGGCUGGAAAGCCCGAUGCGAACCAGUCGAGGUGGGGUGCAGGGGUUUUGCUGGCCAGUCUCUACCCCGCACCUUGAAGCUCCUUGGAGUUAAGGGUCAGCUGUGCAGAAAAGCCAUUAGGAACAUCAUAGAGGCUGCGGAGAAAGCCUCAAGAUGGCUAUGGAUCCGGAGGGGGGACCCUUGGAGUAGCAGGCCACUUGGACACAAGUUGGGGGCUGAUCACCCCCGGCUGGGUCGCCCGAGCGAGGGUGUUUGAUGAUCAAAG